UUUCAAGUCGAUUUUCAACUUGCCUUUUACUUAUUGUAAACGCACCAUUAUCAUCACUUUCAGGUUGAGUACACAAUAGACAAAUAUUAUCUUGAGCAAUGCACGUGGUUGUAUUUUUAAUUUAAGUUUUUUAAUAAUUUUCUGAUAAUAAGAUGAAGAAUAUAAAAAGUGGACAUAAGAAGAAACCAGAGAAAUUGAAAAUGAAAAGUGACAAUUCUGAUGGCGGAAUUGAUUGGGAUUUGUCCGAAAAGGAAUCAAUUGCAAAUAAAAGACCCUUGUCUGAGGAUGAAAAUGAUGCAGUUCCUAAAAAGAAGAAUAAAAUAGAUAAGGAUUUAUACAAACCUCCAACGGCGGAUGAACUGAAUCAGCUAAGAGAAACUGAAAAUUUAUACCACUCUAAUUUAUUUCGUCUUCAAAUCGAAGAAAUUCUUAAUGAAGUGAAACUCGCGGAGAAAUAUAAAAAACUUUUUAAUUCUUGGUUUUCUACAUUAAAAGAAUGUAUUAAUUCAAUUAAAGAGACUAAAGAAUAUAAGUUAAAUGAUAAAACUUUAUUGAAGAAACUCGAUGUUAAUAUCCCAAUAUCCAAUUUACCAAAAGAAGAAAAGGGCACUUUUAAAUUUUUAAAACCAACAAGCAUAAAUGUCAUCGGCUCUUAUGCUUUCGAAACCAACAUUAAUACAAAUGCAAUUAUUGAUAUUGCCAUCGAAAUGUCAGCAAACUCAUUUCAAAAAGGAGAUUAUCAAAAUUUUAGGUUCUUGAGGAAGCAAAGGCUGUAUUUAGCUUACAUAGCCUCGAGUAUAAAUGAGAAAAUUGUUGGUCAAAAAUCUUACAUUGGUAAUAAUGAAAAUGUGGUUUUAAAAAUUGUUCCGGAUGGUAAACUUGGCAAAAAAUGUACAAUUUUCAUUCAUAUUGCGGCACAAGAAAAUAGUUUUAAAUUUAGUCGUUUUCUACCCGAUAGAAAUAAUAUAAGACCAGGGUGGUAUUUCGAAACUGAAUCAAAUGAAGAAUCACUAACUGCAACACCACAUUAUAAUUCAAGUGUUCUUCGGAGUUUAAUAAUGUUAAAGACAAAUGAGGAAAGUAAAAAGUUGAUUAAAGAAUAUCCAAAUAUUCGAGAUGGAAUAAUUCUUUUAAAAAUAUGGCUUUGCCAGCGUGAAUUAAUUAAAGGAUACAAUGCUUUUACUGGCUACAUUAUUACCAUGUACGUAAUAUAUUUAUUACGUACGAAAAAACUCAAUACUUUUAUGAGCAGCUAUCAAAUUAUAAGAAAUGUUUGGAAUAAUUUAGCUCAAAGUAAUUGGAGUGAAAAUGGAAUAUCGUUAUGCGAACAGAAAGAGGGUCUUGAACGAAUAACCGAGUUUCGAAAAUACUAUGAUAGUGUUUUCUUAGACUCGUCGGGAUAUCACAACAUUGCUGCAAGUAUCUCCAAAGAAAUGUUUUCCUGGAUUCAGAAUUUAGCAGCAACUUCUAUAUCAUCUUUAGACAAUGGACAAGUCGACAGCUUUCAAAUCCUUUUUAUGAGAAAAGUACCUCUAUAUCGGACUUUUGAUAAUGUCAUUUGUAUUCAUGGCACUGAAGCAUUAAAGGCUGUCUACAAAUUGUCUACCAAGGAAGAUAAACUUAAUUUUGGACCAAAUGAAUAUCACAGUUGUGUUAAAUCAAUCGUUAGCACUCUAAAAGAAGGUUUAGGUGAAAGGUUGUUGAACAUAUUCGUGACGCCGGAACAAUUUAAAGAGUGGGAAAUAACUGACGAUUUUCCAGAACAUUUGGAAAAAAUCUUUAUUGGAUUAAAUUUUAAUCCAGAUCAUUUUUUUGAUGUAAUUACAAAAGGUCCAGAAGGCAACUCAUCAAAGGCUGCAGAUUUUCGAAAAUUUUGGGGAGCGAAAUCAGAGUUGCAUCGUUUCAAUGAUGGUUCAAUUCAUGAAGUUGUUGUCUGGGGCCAAGGAAAAACUAUAGAGGAGAAGAGAUGUUUAACUCAGAAAAUAAUUUUCUUUCUCUUUCAAAAAAAGUUAUCCCUUCCUAGAAGUGAAUUUUUCUAUCUUGGCAGUCAGUUGGAAAAUCUUUUAAAACUAAAAAAGAUAAAGACAGAUUUUGAUUAUGGUACAGGAGAAGAGGCUUCACUGAGAGUGAUUCAAGUUUUCAACUCUUUAGAGAAAGAAUUGACCUCCCUUACGGAUAUGCCUCUUUCAAUAACUGGUAUAAGUGGCUCAAGUGCAGUUCUACGAUACACAGAAGUAUUUCCUCCAAUGGCAAACAGCAUCGGCAAAGAAAUGAAUUCUUUAGGCAAAGAUGAAAAAUACAAAUUGCUCAAAGAAAAGAAUUUGAAAAAAGUUCCUCUUUAUAUUCAACCUAUCGAAGUCAGCAUUCAGUUAUUGACAAGUGGAAAAUGGCCCGACGAACUAGAAGCAAUUCGAUGUACGAAAGGUGCUUUUCAAAUUCAAAUUGCCGAAUGUCUUAGAAAACAAUAUAAUUUGAUUGCCCAGGGAAGUCUUAAUUACACAGACGUUUUUAAAGAUGGAUUUUUAUUCCGUCUAAGAAUAGCUAGCCAAAAAGAAAUAGCUCUCAUGAAACAACAAAUUGGAGAAGACGGAAUAAUUAAAUACAGAGAUACUGAAGAAUCAACUGACCUCGAAAGAAGAUUAUUCCAUCUGCCAACAUUGAAUGGUGCUUUACAUGGAUUACACUGUCAGCAACCUUCUUUUGGACCUGCUUGUUGUUUGGCCAAACGUUGGUUAUCCUCUCAAUUAAUAGACGAUUCACAUUUUCCUGAUAUUGUAGUAGAAUUACUUGUGGCUUCAAUUUAUUUGACACCAGACCCUUAUAAAUCAGCUCAAGUGCCUCAAGUUGCGUUCUUUAGAUUACUGGAAUUAUUUGCUCGAUCCCAUUGGACUACUGAUCCCAUUAUUGUUAAUUUUAAUAAUGAAAUGACUCGCGAACAAAUUAUAACAAUUGAAAAUGACUUUCGAAUUUCUCGAGAAACUUUACCACUCUUAUUUAUUUCGACGCCAUAUGAUCAUCAAAGUUCUCUUUGGACAAAAACAGCACCAAAUAUUUUAAUACUGAAUCGAGUUAAUUUAAUGGCAGUGGAAGCUUUAAAAUUGUUGGAAAGUCAAAUUCUCAAUUCAACGUUAAAUUAUAGAGGAAUUUUUAAAACUCCAUUGAGUGAGUAUGAUUGUCUAAUACAUCUCAAGUCAGUCUACAAUCCUCGAAGAUUUGAAGCAAUUGAAAUUGACGAAAAAGAAGUUACUCUCGAAUGUCGGUCUUAUAAGAAGCAUCAAAAACAAAACAUACCGGUUGUUGAUUUUAAUCCAAUUGAAUUGUACUUGAAGGAACUUAGGUCAAAUUAUAGUGAAUUCGCUUUAUUCUUCCAUGACACUUACGGCGGAAAGGUAAUCGCAGUUCUCUUGAAACCAACAAUUUUAGAACCUCGUGAAGAAAGUAAAGUUGCGAAUUUUCAUUUCCGAAAAUUGAAUUCUAAAGGACAAUUCGUUUUUGAUUUUUCAACGAUGAUAGAAAACUUGUAUAUUCUUGGAAAAGAUAUAAUAGCAGGAAUUGAUGUACAAUCUAAAAGAGUGGCUAUUAAUUGAAUAAAAUUAAAAAUGGAAUAUUUGUACAAAGCUAUUUUUAAUAUGUAAAAAAUUGUUUUUUUAAUAAAAAAAAUAUUAAAAACAAAA
Molecule: messenger RNA, 3674 nt
Organism: Leptopilina heterotoma
Lineage: Eukaryota; Metazoa; Arthropoda; Insecta; Hymenoptera; Figitidae
Gene: Mat89Ba
Product: nucleolar protein 6
Exons: 12
Coding region: 153-3587 (1144 amino acids)
Biological process (GO): rRNA processing; tRNA export from nucleus
Cellular component (GO): small-subunit processome; CURI complex; UTP-C complex
Source: RefSeq, a predicted model, not a curated record